Messenger RNA from Pneumocystis murina B123, 370 nucleotides. RefSeq names its product small nuclear ribonucleoprotein F. The transcript is spliced from 3 exons. Gene Ontology annotation, molecular function: RNA binding. Gene Ontology annotation, biological process: spliceosomal snRNP assembly; mRNA splicing, via spliceosome. Gene Ontology annotation, cellular component: catalytic step 2 spliceosome; U1 snRNP. The coding region runs from base 34 to 294 and encodes 86 amino acids. NCBI's taxonomy places the organism in Eukaryota, Fungi, Ascomycota, Pneumocystomycetes, Pneumocystales, Pneumocystaceae. The record is from RefSeq and is a predicted model, not a curated record.
AAUAGUUAUCUAUAAGAGAUCCAUUAUAUACUAAUGUCUGGGUUUGUUCCAAUUAAUCCAAAACCUUUUUUGCAAGAAUUAACAGGAAAAUCGGUAUUAGUAAAGCUUAAAUGGGGCCAGGAAUAUAGAGGUUUUCUUCAGAGUGUUGACUCCUAUAUGAAUAUUCAGUUAGCAAAUACAGAAGAAUUUGUAGAUGGGAAAAAUACAGGUCAAUUAGGUGAAGUUAUGAUUCGAUGCAAUAAUGUUCUUUGGAUUACUGGUAAUGUCGAUUGUAUUGAUUUGAAAGAAGGUUAAACAUAUUUUUUGAAUAACUUUAAAAAUACUAUGUAAAUUGAAUAAUAUUUAAAAUUGUAUCAUGAGAAUAAAGCCC